Rhea pennata is the source of this 2449-nucleotide messenger RNA. It is a transcript of the gene DND1, whose product is annotated as DND microRNA-mediated repression inhibitor 1. Gene Ontology annotation, molecular function: mRNA binding. Gene Ontology annotation, biological process: mRNA stabilization; negative regulation of miRNA-mediated gene silencing. Bases 582 to 1550 code for a protein of 322 amino acids. NCBI's taxonomy places the organism in Eukaryota, Metazoa, Chordata, Aves, Rheiformes, Rheidae. The transcript has 5 exons. Gene Ontology annotation, cellular component: nucleus; cytoplasm. The record is from RefSeq and is a predicted model, not a curated record.
CCCAAACCUCACUGCAAGGCAGUGGGGAGCAGCAGCGUGGAGGGCGCGGGUACCCCCCCAGGGCGCCCCGCUUCCCCGGGGGCGCGUCCCUGGGGUGGGGAUGGGGGGGGGCGGUGGGAUCCUCCCGCCCCGGGGCGGGGUAGCCGCGGCCCAAUGGGCGGUGGCGGCGCUGGAAGCUUCCAGGCCCCGACGAGGGCGGAGCGGCGGCGGCGAGGAGAAGCGGGCGCGGCGAUGGAGGCGGCGCUCCAAUGGGUAUCUGUAGAGGAACACCAACAGUGUCCUUGUGCUGUACAAAAAUCUCUGGAGUUGACUGUUUCACAUGGAGCAGACUUGGAGAGCACACGUGGAAGCUCUUAGAACGUACAGUGUUGGGAGUCCGCUCGGGUUUCCCGAGGAGCCUUACCUUAAAGGCAGAGCAGCAAAGCAUUUGUUCCUCCGUGGCCAGCUGGUGGUAGGGCUUAUGGUUGCUUCCUGGGGUUGGGAUGCGCCUCGCUGGGAGGCUGGAAACUCUUUGCCCAGAGCCGUUGUAGCGUCAUCUGCCUUUGCAGACUUGGACUGACAGCAUCAACCAAGUCAAUAAGAUGGCCCUGCUCACCUGGAUGAAGGAAACUGGCAUCGACCUAGUGCAGGUCAACGGGCAGAGGCGAUAUGGCGGCCCACCACCAGGCUGGGUGGGUGACCCCCCACCAACGGGAUCGGAGGUAUUCAUUGGGAAGUUGCCACAGGACAUGUACGAGAACACGCUGAUCCCCCUCUUCCAGAGUGUGGGGAAGCUCUAUGAGUUUCGUCUCAUGAUGACAUUCAGUGGGCUCAACCGGGGCUUUGCCUAUGCCAAGUACAGCAACCGGCGCAGUGCCAAGGUGGCAAUCACCACCCUCAACAACUUUGAGGUGCAGGAAGGCUGCGCCAUCCUGGUGUGCAAGAGCACGGAGAAGUGUGAGCUGAGCAUGGAUGGCCUGGCCACCUCGCUGAGCCGGAAGCACCUGGAGGCCAUGCUGCAGGAGGCUGCUGAGGGCAUUCUCAGCAUCACGCUGUAUCCCAGCCCUUACUGGAAGCAGGCCCACCUUGCUGUGCUGAAGUACAACUCACACCGGGCUGCUGCCAUGGCCAAGAAAAGCCUGAUGGAAGGGAAUAUGAGGAUCUAUGAGGAGGAAAUGAGGGUGGACUGGCUGAAACCUGACCUGAAACAGAAGCUACGAUCCAGUGAGGAAAAGCCAUUGGCCAUCUGGGUGCCACGUGUCAAGUCUCCAGGGAGCUUCAGGCAGGCACAGGUGCCCCUGUCUCCAGUGUUGUGCAAUGUGCUGGACCGUCUGGAUGCCCUGUGCCGAAGGAGACACCUGGGGACCCCCUUGUUCUUUACAAAAUGUGUCCAGGAAAACCCUGAUGGGUGGCUGCGGUUCUGGUGUCAAGUGGUGAUCCCGGCGUACCCAAUGCCCUUCAGUGGGUUCACAUGGGUCCGGCAAGACGUGCCAGGUGCCAGUGGGCAUGAAAAGGCAAAGGACAUGAUGGCACUGCAGGUGCUCAGGAUACUAGGGUGCCAGCUCAUGUAGGCAGUCAUCCCACCUGAACCAUGGGCCAAACCUGAGCCAUCUGCCUACUCAUCACCAGUCCACAGGAGUGAGAUGCAGGCCCAGCUGGGGAUGCGGUCCUGUUUGUUUUGGUUUGAGUUUGUUUGGGUUUGAAAGCUAGCUCUGGAGAAUAGAGGUGCUGUCACAACUUGUGAUGGCUGCCACGUCCUCAGCCAGCAGUUGGUUCUGUUCUGUUUUUGGUGGGUGUAGGUUUUACCCCCCUGGUUUAGCUUUUCUCUAAUCAGUUUGUGUUGCUCUGCUCUGGUGGGGAAGCCUGGCGUAGGUCCUGGGAGAAGAGGAAACUGCUUGGAGGGACUUCUGGCAGUGGGUAAAGGCCAGGAAGGCUUAGGGGGCCGCAGGGGCUGGCCUGGGAUCAUGGGCACUGUGCGUGGCCUUGGCUCUCCUUUGCUGGCAUGCCUGGUAUCUGAGGAACGGUCUGGCUGAUGGCAUGUUGCCAGCGUUCAGGAUGAGGACAGGGCCGUGCAUGGGGACUGUCCUGAUAAAGGGGGUAUGUCCCAUUUCCUGGCAGAGCUGCUUUUUAACUAGGAGAGCAUCUAAAGGCUCUUGGAGAUGUGGGGCUGUUUGUAUCCCUGGGCUGCGAGGAAGCAGCAGUGGGGUUAUCAACUAUCUAUGAAUGAGUCCUCAGCACCGGGAGGACCGGCCACAAGCCGGCCACUUGGUAUUAAAGUUGCCUGGAAGGCGCCUGCUGUUUUAUGUCGUCUUUUGCCGCUGCAGCUUCUGUUGUCCCAUGUGGCUGCUCAGCAGGUGAGGUCUGCAUAGUUUCCAUUCACUCCCUUAAAUCUCUCUGCACCUUCUAUUGGUGCCUCCUAGAGCCCUAGGUGCUGCUGAGAUUUCUCCCUGUUUUCAGUGUGACCAAGAGA